UCAGGUUUGGGGGCAGACAUCUCUCAGGUGCAUUGGAAGCAGCAGUGGCUGGAGAACGGAACGCUGUAUUUCCACGUGUCCAUGAGCACCUCUGAGCAGCUGAUACAGACAACCGUGCCCACGGCCCAGGAGCCUGCUCACGUCCUGCACGAACACAUGCACCUGCUGCACAUCUCUGUUAUGGGAGGCCUGAUCGCUCUCCUCCUCCUCAUCCUUCUCUUCACACUGGUGCUGUACACCCGUCACCGCUGGUGCAAGCGCCGGCGCAUCCCCCAGAAGAGCGCCAGCACCGAGGCCACCCAUGAGAUCCACUACAUCCCCUCUGUGCUGCUGGGACCCCAGGGUAGGGACAGCUUCCGGGGGUCCCGCCAGCUACAGCACAGCUCUGUCAUCGGCAUGCCCAUCCGGGAGACCCCCAUACUGGAUGACUACGACUGUGAUGAGGACGAUCAGAUGGGUCACACACACACCUCCACACCCAACCAGGUCCACAACCAGCUGAUUGAUGGGAAAGUCCAGGGCCUGGAUGAGUAUGGGCCCAGCCAGGGGACACAUACCCACAACCAGCACACUGACAGCCUGAGGAAGGGGGAGGACAGCCUCCAACACAGUCUGGAUAAAAGAGCCCUUGACCCCAAGCAGGAGACGGUCGAGGCAUUGAUGCAGCGGUUUAAGGAGAGUUUCCGUCCUAACACGACCAUGGAGAUCGGCCACUUUCAACAUGUCACACACAGCUCCUCCACAGGACGCAAGAGAGGACCAAGCCACACCAGAGUGGCUGGUAGUGUGUUUGGGCGCCAAGGAGACUCGGGGUCAGAGGGUGAUGAUGAGACCCAGCUGAAGUUCUACACAGAGCAGCACAGAGGCCGCCGGCGCGGCAGAGGUUGUCCACACAGCCCGAUGAACAAGGCCACUCUGACGUUGAUCACCAUCAGUACGUGUGUCCUGGCUGUGGUUUACGGCACGCAGCUCUCCUGCUCUCUAACCGUCAAGGUCACGCUCCACGUGCCCGAACACUUUGUUGCCGACGGAAGUAGUUUUGUGGUGAGCAUGGGCAGUUUCCUGGAUGUGUCUAACUGGCUGAACCCUGCCAAGCUGAUCCUAUAUUACCAGACCAACUCCUCCACCCAGUGGGUCAGAGACUACUGUGGCCAGAGGACCACCGAGCCAUGUGAACAGCUGUGUGACCCAGAGACGGGUGAAUGCAGCUGUCAUGAGGGCUAUUCCACUGACCCGGUGCAUAAACAUCUCUGUGUUCGCAGUGACUGGGGACGCAACGAAGGUCCCUGGCCCUACACCAACCUGGAGAAGGGUUAUGACCUCGUCACAGGGGAACAAACGCCAGAAAAGAUAUUCAGGUCGUCCUACAGCCUAGGCCAGGGUCUGUGGCUGCCAGUCAGUAAGAGCUUUGUGGUGCCACCGGUGGAGCUAUCAAUCAACCCCAUCGCCAGUUGCAAGACUGAUGUGCUGGUGACAGAGGACCCUGGGGAUGUCAGGGAGGAGGCCAUCAUGUCCACCUACUUUGACACAGUAGAUGAUCUCCUGGCGUCUUUCGGCCCGGUCCGAGACUGUUCCCAGGACAACGGGGGCUGCAGGAAGAACUUCAAGUGUGUGUCGGACCGCAGAGUCGACUCAACAGGCUGUAUGUGUCCUGACGGGCUGCGGCCGAUGAAGGAUGGCUCGGGUUGCUAUGACUACUCGAAGGGCACAGACUGCACGGACGGCUUCAAUGGGGGCUGUGAGCAGCUGUGUCUCCAACAGCUGGUGCCCCUACUAGACAACCCCAGCUCCAGCAACAUCCUCAUGUUCUGUGGGGACAACAACUUCAUCAAAGACUUCCCCCAGCUAGCAGAUGGACUGAUGGUUAUCCCGUUACCUGUGGAGGAGCAAUGUAGAGGAGUGCUGUCUGAGCCACUGUCCAAUGUACAGCUCCUCACAGGUGAUGCUAAGUUCAAUGAGGCUAUGGGCUACCCCAUGGUUCAGCAGUGGAGAGUGAGGAGCAACCUGUACAAAGUCAAGCUCAGCGCCAUCACCUUGUCUACAGGCUUCUCCAAGGUUCUGAAGACACUGACUGCAGAGAGCACCAGAGAGGAGCUGCUGUCAUUCAUCCAGCAGUACGGCAGCCAUUACUUAUCCGAGGCCCUUUACGGCUCCGAGCUCAGCUGCACCAUCUACUUCCCCAGCAAGAAGGCUCAACAGCAGCUCUGGCUGCAGUACCAGAAAGAGGUGACAGACCAGGGCAGCAGGCGCGAGCUCAAAUCCAUGCCCUUCAUCAGCUACCUGUCUGGGCUGCUGAAGACCCAGCUACUGGCAGAGGACCUGGUGAGCGGUGUGGAGAUUCGCUGUGAGGAGAAGGGCAGCUGCCCCUCGGCCUGCCACCUGUGUCAUCAGGCAGGCCGCGAGCAGCCCUUGCCCAUCCCUGUCCUGCUGGAGGUCAGCCGCAUCGUGCCCCUUUACAGCCUGGUGCAGGACAACGUCACCAAGGAGGCGUUCAAGAGCGCCACCAUGAGCUCAUACUGGUGCACAGGCAAGGGCGAUGUCAUCGACAACUGGUGUCGCUGUGACCUGAGUGCCUUCAGUAAAGACGGCCUUCCCAACUGCAGUCCCCUGAGGAAGCCUGUGCUUAGACUGGCCCCUCACCUGGAACCCUCCAGCACCAUGGUGGCCCUGGAGUGGUUGGAUGUGGAGCCACUGAUUGGCUAUAAGGUCUCUGAUUACAUUAUCCAGCACAAGCGGGUGGAGGACCCCUCAGAGGCAGAGAUCUACACAGGUGAGUUGUUAAGUCUGGUGGACGACCUGCUCUCAGGUCUUGGUUCGUCCUGUGUGGUGGCGGGUCGAAGGAACGGAGACCAUCCUCACUCUGUGCUCUACUCGCUGGUCUUCAAGUGCCUGGAGCCCGACAGCCUCUACAAGUUCACCCUAUAUGCUGUGGACAGUCGAGGGAGUCGUUCAGAGUCUAGCUUUGUCUCAGUGCGGACGUCUUGUCCAAUGGUAGAUGAUAGCAGAGCAGAAGAGAUAGCAGACAAGGUAUAUAACCUGUACAACGGCUACACCAGUGGCAAGGAGCAGCAGACGGCCUACAACACUCUGAUGGAGAUUCCUCCUCCACUGCUUUACAGGGUGCAGCACCACUACAACUCCCACUACGAGAAGUUUGGAGACUUCGUCUGGCGGAGCGAAGAUGAGCUGGGACCCAGGAAAGCACAUCUGAUCCUGCGCAGAGUGGAGAGGAUCAGCCGGUACUGCCGGGCCCUGCUCCACAGCGCAUACAUUCAGAGCCGCACAGACACCAUGGCCUACGUGUUCUGUCGCAGCGAGGAGGUUCGGCCCACCAGCAAAGUGUGGCAUGGCUCCCUGCAUGAGACCCGCACCACCUGCAUGGAGAAACUGAUCUCAGUACAACGCAGCACAUACGGCAACGCCAAGCUCCGAUGAGACAAGCUGCCCGACGACACAAUGACAGCCGCCUCCUCCUCGUUUCUGGUCUCUCCACUGACUGGUAUUUUUCCAAAUCAGGAGAGCCCUUAAACCUCGACCCCACUGGACAUUGUUAGAACUACUGUCAAACACCCUCAAAUGCUUUUUUGGAAAAAGUGCUAAGAACUGCUUGAAGAGGGAAGACGGUUUGGAUGUACAUGCCAGUGACCACCACUAUCAAUGAGGUUGGAGCAAUGUGAGCAUGUAAAUUAUCAUUCAACCCAGAGCAAAUUGGUUGGCAAAAAAAUACUGAAUGUAAUAUUGCAGUUUCUCAUGGUACUUCGACUGGAAGCGUACCAGGGAGACAAACAAACAAAAAAACAACUCCCUGUUUGUCUCUCCUCUUGGCUGGAGGGAUGUGAAAGAGAGCGAUUAGAUUUGAUUUGAUUCAUUUGUAAUACUUAAACAUAGCACCACUACAAUAAUGUCGUCGUUUUAAUGCAGACAACAUAGUGUUUAUAAUAAAGGCUACGGAGAAAUCCUGUGUGACGGAUUGUGAUGUCAUCAGCUGUACCGUACGGUGUGUGUUAACGCUUUGCAGCUAGAAAAGUCCUCAACCAGCAGUGUUUCCUUUUUUUUGUUAGUUUGUUUAUUGUGGUUUAUCUCCUCAGAUGUUGACAGAGGUGGAGAGCUCCUAAACCACAGGGAAAAUCCUUAUUUAGAAAAGAGUCCAUUCAAAUGGUCCACUGGUGAAUAUAGGUAACGAAAAAGAAAACAUUUUCAUAGGAAAAUAUUCCAAAUUACUUCAAGAUUUGAUGCUAUAUGUAUGGAUUGCAGGGUGAUGGCAGGUGAAUGCCAAUGAGUAAUGAAACGCUAUAAAGGAAUCAUGUUUAAUCGUUUGGAUCUUGUAGGAUCCCUUCCCUCAAGGAAACAUUUACUUGACUUUCCAUCUCUCAAGAGCCAUGGACAUAAAAAUCCAACUCAUUGUUUUUUUUCUAUUGAUUAUCAUUUCACGUUAUAUCAAUUGUAAUAGUAAAUUAUUAUAUUGUAAAUAUGAAAUUGUAAAUAACAUAUGUAUUAUUAUGUGGCUUUAAUUGUCUUUUUUUUCCGAGAGAAUGUGAAAUAUUAAAUACUAU
Messenger RNA from Oncorhynchus keta (chum salmon), 4553 nucleotides. Its product is annotated as astrotactin-2-like. Lineage: Eukaryota; Metazoa; Chordata; Actinopteri; Salmoniformes; Salmonidae. The record is from RefSeq and is a predicted model, not a curated record. Gene Ontology annotation, molecular function: protein binding. Bases 82 to 3435 code for a protein of 1117 amino acids. Gene Ontology annotation, biological process: neuron cell-cell adhesion; neuron migration. The transcript is spliced from 21 exons.